Molecule: messenger RNA, 654 nt
Organism: Fulvia fulva
Lineage: Eukaryota; Fungi; Ascomycota; Dothideomycetes; Mycosphaerellales; Mycosphaerellaceae
Exons: 1
Coding region: 1-654 (217 amino acids)
Source: RefSeq, a predicted model, not a curated record
AUGGCCAUGAACUUCGCACCCUACCAAUCGUCCCCACCCGAAAGCGAACGCGCCAAAUCACCACCACCAGCCCGCUCACCUACCGCCUCACCCAAACCCCAACACUCCCGCCAGAACAGUCGCAACAUCGCCUCAAUAGCAGACCAAUCCGACCCCUGGGCCGCAGCCCGCAAUCAACGCCUCCCCAACCCCUCCGCCUACGAGGACCUCGACGGCGAAGGCCCCCAACCCUACAACACCCGCUACAACGACUACAUCGGCUCCGCCGCUCUUGAAGGAGGCGGCGCAACGACCUCAAAUUACCGCCAAGGAAUCUCAGUCUUCGAGACAAGUCUAGGCCUACCGCUGAACAUCGAGGCGGCGUUGGCGUACCUUGUGCUGCCGCCUGCUGGGGGAGUGGUGCUGUUGUUGUUUGAGCAUAAGAGUGAUUAUGUACGCUUUCAUGCGUGGCAGAGUGCGCUGUUGUUCUCGGGAAUGUUCCUGGUGCAUGUCAUAUUCAGCUGGACGAGAGUCAUAAGUUAUAUGUUGUUGGUGGGAGAUUUGGUCCUGAUAGCAUGGUUGGCGUAUGGAGCGUUCAAAAAUGCUGACACGCUGGACAGGGUGGAGGUGCCGGUGCUGGGACGGUUGGCGAGUAGUUUUGUGGAUGAUGAGUGA